This is a messenger RNA of Rosa rugosa (rugosa rose), 746 nucleotides long. RefSeq names its product monothiol glutaredoxin-S2-like. The record is from RefSeq and is a predicted model, not a curated record. The transcript has a single exon. Lineage: Eukaryota; Viridiplantae; Streptophyta; Magnoliopsida; Rosales; Rosaceae. The coding region runs from base 168 to 476 and encodes 102 amino acids.
CCAAAACUCACAACAACAAAACCUCACCAAGUAUAACUAGUACUACAACCAUAUAUUUCCUUCACAUUUCCACAUUUAUCAGUUACCAAUCCCCAAUUGGCGUUGCAUACUUUGCCUUGUUUGAUACAUUUUCAUAUUGAACCUUACCGAAAGACAGCUAGCUUGCAAUGGAGGCGGUAACAGAGAUGGCGUCCGAGAGACCAGUGGUGAUCUUCAGCAAGAGCUCAUGCUGCAUGAGCCACUCCAUCAAGACCUUGCUUUGCGACUUUGGGGUGAACCCAGCAGUGUAUGAGCUGGAUGAGAUGCAAAGAGGUAGAGAAAUAGAGCAAGCUCUGUCGAGGCUUGGAUGCAAUCCAUCUGUGCCGGCUGUGUUCAUUGGUGGUGAAUUUGUGGGCGGAGCCAAUGAGGUCAUGAGUCUUCAUCUUAACCGCUCCUUAAUCCCCAUGCUUAAGCGCGUUGGCGCAUUGUGGGUUUGAUCAAUCUAAUCAUCAUCAAGUUAACUAAGCUCUUGCAUGACUGCAGGCGCACUAUUAAGAAUCUUAAUUAGCUAUGCACGCAUAAAAAAUUAAGUGUCGGACGAUAAUAUAUGGCAUAUAGAGCCUGUGAGAGUGUGAGAGUUUUUUAAUAAGGCUACUAUUGCUACUUUAUUAGUAUUAAUUAAGUACUCUUAUUAGCUUCUCCGUAAUCCUAUGUUACACUUCGUGUUAUUUUCCCGAACACCUUGAAAGGGUUGAUAUUUGUGUUCA